Molecule: messenger RNA, 3792 nt
Organism: Schistosoma rodhaini
Lineage: Eukaryota; Metazoa; Platyhelminthes; Trematoda; Strigeidida; Schistosomatidae
Source: the annotation of a GenBank genome assembly
ACAAGAGAUAAAAGUAAUACCAAGUAAGUCUGUUGUAAAUUUCUUUCUAUAUAUUUAAUAUAAUCGUAAUUGUAAUAACUUCUACACACAUUUUUUUCUAAAAAAAUCUUCAACGUAUGUAUGGACGUUGGAGAUAACUUUGUUUAGAAAAACCUAGUAUAAUAAAACUUUUUGAAUUUUGGUAACACUAUAGUAUAUUGACACCCUUGAGUUAACUAAUGGGGAUUACGAUGAAGUCUCGUGUAUUUUAAACGAAAUUUAAAGUGCAGUGAUAGAUAACUUGUAUGCUAUUGCAAGUGAAUUAAAUAUUGGCAAUGUUUGGUUUCUAAAAUGUUUGAAAUCGACGGAAAGUGAAUCUAAAAUGGUGCUUAAACUAAAUUACAAAGCAUAUCUGCUCCUAAAGCAGAAUACGUGGUAAAGUACUUGAUGUGAUUCAGUAAGUAUUCAUGAGUGCUUCGUUAGGCUAGAUAGUAUUCUCCCACUCUAAACUGUAAUUUUAAUUGUAAUCCCGAAUUUCAUAAACGUAUAAACAGAAAACUGACAAGAAAUUGCAUUGUGGCUGAUGUCAGUUCGUGAUGAAAACACUAACUUUUAUUUGUAAAUCCAUCUCAGAACUCCAGCUUAACUGGUAAUUUUUGUAUUAUCGCUAGCGAUAGUUGCUGACGAAAACUUUAAGGGUUGAUAAUUCUAACUUACAACAGUAGCCCAACUAUUAAUCUGCAAAACUUAACCUUUUUCUUUUACUAUAAAGAAUAAUUCGAAAUGUGAUGACUGAAUAUUAAUUUACUAUUCCACUGUUAUAAUGUUGACUUUUUGCCGCUAAUUCUUUUAUAAUUUUAAAGAUUCCCAUUGUGAAAAUUAGCUUACAUGUGUUGUUCUAAUUCUUUUAUAACUAGGUUCUGUUCCCUAAUUGGCUGAUAGAUCCUUCAAAGUCAUCAGUAGAUAUCACUUUUACUUCAUUUUUAUAAGAUUUAUGUAUAUCAUAAUUAUUUUUGUCGAUCAUAGAAAUUCCGUAAUAUACAAAAAUAAAAUAAUCUAAGCUUUUUCAUAGAUGUUUAUCUAUGUAGGUUACUUGCAAAAUUGACAAAUAACUUGGGAGGUAAAUCACAAAAAAAACGAUGGAAUGAAUAUGAUAGUAACAACAAUAACAAAAAAAUUGAACGAGAAAGUGUGUAGAAAAAAAUAAGAAUAUAGUGUUUAUAUAUUAAAAGAAGGUAAUAUUUAUUUCACUUUUGAUAGUUACUGGUCACGUAAACUAUUUAAUGAUAAUCAAUCUCGAGAUUGAUUUCCAAGCGUUAAUAGUAACUCUCUUACUUAACUCAAACCUGUCGUUUAUAAUUCACCGUCAUGGUACUCGUUGCGCUGGUGAAGUGGCUGCUGCCGCAAAUAAUAGUGUAUGUGGAUUAGGUAUAGCUUAUAGAGCUCGUAUUGGUGGUGUACGUAUGUUAGAUGGUGAUGUGACUGAUGCAAUGGAGUCACGUUCGCUAAGUCAUCAGCUACAACAUAUUGAUGUAUAUUCUGCAUCAUGGGGUCCAGAAGAUGACGGUAAAACAGUUGAUGGUCCAGGUAAACUUGCUCAAAUGGCAUUUCGCAAUGGAAUACAAAUGGGUCGACGUGGUUUGGGAUCAAUUUUUGUAUGGGCCAGUGGGAAUGGUGGUACAAGUCAUGAUAACUGCAAUUGUGAUGGAUACACAAAUAGCAUUUAUACACUAGGUGUUGGAUCAGUUUCAGAGCAUGGAUCUGUUCCGUGGUAUGCAGAAUUAUGUUCUUCAACUUUAGCUGUUACCUAUAGCAGUGGAGGACGUGGUGAACGUGGUGUUAACAGACAAAAGAGAAAUUUGGCGAUUACAACAGAUUUAAAUCACACUUGUACUGAUAAUCAUUCCGGUACAUCAGCUAGUGCACCAUUAGCUGCUGGUAUAUGCGCUCUUACCUUGUCAGCCAAUCCUAAUUUAACUUGGAGAGAUUUACAAUAUUUAGUUGUUUAUACAGCACGUCCAGAUGGUUUAUAUGCAGAUGAUUGGCAUGUGAAUGGUGUUGGUCGACGUGUAUCACAUGCAUUCGGUUACGGUUUAAUGGAUGCUGCCGCUAUGGUUGAUUUAGCUUUGAAUUGGACUAAUGUACCACCACAACGUGUAUGUGAAGCUCAAGCUCCAAUGACUGGUAGUCCAAUUACUAUUAGACAAAUGUCUAAAGAAAAUUUAGCUUUAACUACUGAUGGUUGUGAAUCAGCUGCAGCUCUUGCAGGUGAUUUAUCACAUCGUGUUGUACAUUUGGAACAUGUACAAGCUAAAGUAACUCUAAGUAGUGCACAACGAGGUGAAAUUGAAUUGUGGUUAACGUCUCCAGCUGGAACUAUCUCACAACUUUUAAGCAAAAGGCCAAAAGAUAUUGAUGUCGCUGGAUUUCAUGCAUGGCCAUUUAUGUCUGUACACUAUUGGGGUGAAUUAGCCAAUGGUACUUGGAAAUUAACAGUUAAAUCAGGAAAUGCUGUCGUUUCGAUUCAUGACUGGAGCUUAAUUUUAUAUGGAACAAAUACUCCACCACCAUCUGUACCAAGUUCUUCUCAUAGACGAGGUGUCAGACAACUUCCCAGAAACCAAGAGUCUAAUCCUUCUGUAAAAUCUCAAAAAACAUGGAUUGAUCCACAGAAAGACAAAUUUCACUCACCUAAAACUUCACAACAGCCUCAACAAAAAUCUAUUGAAACAUCAAAACACUAUUCCUUAGAUUCUGUUUUAAAUCCUAUUCAUGAAGAGAACGGUGAUCAUGGCUCUUUUGGUUCAUCGGAAAAUCAAAACUCUUAUCCUUAUCCACCAUUUUACUAUUUAAACAAUCAAAACUCCUAUCGAUAUUGGCCUACUUGGAAUAAUGAAUACCAAAGUUUAUCAUCUGUUCAAGCCCCACUUCCACCUCCUCCACCGCCACCUAUACCAACGGUCUCUGUUCUGUCAUUACCACCACCUUCAGCACAACUAUCAUCCUCAUCAUCGUCUUCUGUCUCUUCACAUUCUCUCUCCUCUCCCUCUUCUUCUUCUUCGUCAUCAUCAUCUCAUGAAUUCUACCCAAAUUAUUUUCCCCAAUCUUCUAUUCCAUUCUCUUCUACAGGUCAUUCUUCAUCGAAUCAUGGUUUAGACGAAUCAAAUCCUUCAAUUGAAUUUGAUCUACCAUCAUUAGUUGUACAGUCGAAUGAUUUCACUCAUAUUGAAGCAUCUAAUACACUUGAUCGAAAUGGUUAUUCCGAACAUGAACUUAGUUUAUCUCAAAAUCAUGGACAAUUAUUAGUUAAUCACGAAGAGUCAAUACAAAGUAACAAUCAUAAAAUUGAGAAUAAUAACAAUUAUAUUAGUAUUAAUCAUAAAAAUAAUUCUGUUUAUUCUAUUAAUGUAAAUUCAGUUUAUUUAUUAUUCUGUCCAAUUUUAUUUAUUUUAUUUAUCUACUAAAUAGAAACUACUGAUAUACAUAUAUAUCUAUGCAGCAUUUCUCUUUUGCCAAGUCAUUUCAUUGUUGUUGUUUCUUUUCUUCUUCCGUUUUUUUUAGAUUGUUCUUUAUUUGAAAGUGCCAAUUGAACAUUCAAUUUCAAACUAGGGAUUUUAUUUUAUUUUUAUUUUCCUUUGUUUUUGAAAUAUGAAGCUAUCCAAAAAUUGAAUUAAUCCUGUCCGUAAAAGUUUUUUUGUAUGUGUGAGUAAUCUUAUUAGGAACUGGGUUUUUUUUAUCUUGAGAAAGGCUUUUGUGGAGAUUUCAGUAUUUGCAUAGUUGAAAUCAUGAGUCAAUUGAAGCUAGACCACCAUG